This is a messenger RNA of Cercopithifilaria johnstoni, 1917 nucleotides long. NCBI's taxonomy places the organism in Eukaryota, Metazoa, Nematoda, Chromadorea, Rhabditida, Onchocercidae. The record is from the annotation of a GenBank genome assembly.
AUGUUCAAAGUGUCAACUAAUAAGGAGAAAAGAAAAUUGAAAAAACUGAGAAAGAAUAUCAAUGAGGUGAUGUUACUUUCUGGUAAUGAUCCUACAGCAGUGGAUCUAACAUCACUGACGUUCAGUGGGGACUCAUUUGAUGAUAAGGAAAUUUCUUUGAAACUUCAUGAAAAACUACGGACCAUGCGACGUUUGAAAGAUCCGCCAAAAAUCAAUCUUAAUUUAAAUAGGCUAAACGGUAUGAGGCUUGGAAGUCGAAAUAUCGCCGAAUUAGUGCAUUACGUAUCAUUUCACAAUAUUGACAAACCUCUUUGGAUAUCAUUAAUACCGAAUCGUGGAAUAUUACAAGCAGUCGUUUUUCGAAUCGAGUGUAAUCUUGAAACAGUAGAAUGUAAUAAGAAAGGUACAUAUAUCGAUCAACUCUUCGGCUCAAAAUUUUUUAUCAGAAUGCAGACGGAAGUUUGGAACAGUAUGGGGUUUUGGACGGGCAUGCUUAAUAUUCCGUUUUCAAAGUUUGAACGUUUAAAGAGAAUUGUCGACCAUGCUAAUGUUCUAGAAGAAUAUAUUAAAUGUGAUGUGAAAGGUGCAAUAUUGGUUACUUUGCGACAAAUGGUAGAUUUUUGUUAUCCUUUUCCCAAAACAAAUUUCGAGGUCUUGACACCUGUUAUACCAAUAAAAGAGAAAUAUGGUGCAGUGAAGGCUGAUUCUCCGUUCUUUGCAGUUGAUUGUGAAAUGUGUACCACAGAAACCGGUGAAAGUGAAUUAACCAGGAUAUCGAUUGUCAACGAGUGUUACGAAGUUUUGUUGGACACACUUGUGAAACCACGAAAUAGGAUAGUUGAUUAUGUUACGAAGUACAGUGGUAUUACUGAGGAAAUGCUUGAAAAUGUAAAUGUGCGAGUUGAGGAUGUGCAAAAAGCUUUAUCACACAUUUUGCCUAAUGAUGCAAUUUUGGUUGGGCAUACUCUUGAAUGUGAUUUCAAUGCAAUGCGUAUCACACAUCCAUAUUGUGUCGAUAUCUCUCUUUGUUUAAAUUUAUCUGGUAAAGAGCGGCAGCGAUCAUCUCUAAAGACAUUGGCGAGAAUAUUUUUGGAUGAAGAAAUUCAAAGAGAGAAUGGACACUGUUCUGUCGACGAUGCUGUUAUUGCUAUGCGAUUACUGAAAUACAAACUCUCUCACGGAGUUCAUUUUGGAAAUGUUUCUUUGGGAUGGAGUUUUGAUGAUUGGGCUCGCGAAAAUGGCUUAACCAGCUCUGGAGCGCGCAUUGGAAAAAGCAAAAAUUUGUGUUCGGAAGCUGAUGCUAGUCAAGAACCACAACGGAAAAAACGAUGCGUGGAUAAAAAUAUAAUACGGACCUGUAGCAGAUGUGGUAGGGCAUUAUCUGUUGCUUGCAUUGUACCUUAUUGUGCGUGCAAGAAAAAUGUCGUAAAAUAUUGCGUAAUAUGUUGUUUAAAUUCUGUAUCGCCUCAAACAUCAAGCGAAGAACCAACUUUGAAUUGGAGUGAUGCAUUCCAAACUUCUGCUGGUGGAUGUGUACCUAUUUUGCAUUUCUUACAACUUGGCAAACCCAAAAGUGCUUUUUAUGCCAUCCCUGAGGGCAUCAAGGAUAACGCAAAUAAUGAACACGAGAUUUAUAUUAACACGAAUGAUUACGAUUCACUGGACGAUUUGGUGAAGCGUGUUAGUGAAGAAAUGAUUUCACAUAAUAUUGUCAUGGUAGAUAUUGAUACGCGAAGAUUGAAAAUGAAAGUAGAUGCGAAACCUAUCGUAGCUAUUGAUAAUGCUCUUCGAGAAAUGAUCUCAUACGCUUCUUGGAAUUCUUUAAUUAUUGUUAUUUUCUCAUCUUCACAAGAAUCAGUAUGCUACAUAACUGUGAAAACCCAAAAUCAUCGGGAUCUUUUGACAGAUAUUGAGUGA